Messenger RNA from Effrenium voratum, 474 nucleotides. NCBI's taxonomy places the organism in Eukaryota, Dinophyceae, Suessiales, Symbiodiniaceae. The record is from the annotation of a GenBank genome assembly.
AUGGCUUCGCAGCUGCGGGACGCGGCCCGGCACGGGGAUUUGAGGGCGCUGGAGCUGGUGCUGGGUAGCCCUGCGGAUCCCAACCAGGUGGACGAGCAUGGCUGGACCCCCAUGAUCAUGGCUGCGCACGCGGGCCAUGCGGAGGUGCUUCGGCUGCUGCACAGAGCAGCGGCCGAGCUGGAGCUCGCCACGCCCCACGGGCGCACGCCCCUCUUCGUGGCCUGCCAGCGGGGGAAUAGGGAUGCUGCGCAGGUGCUUUGCGAGCUGAGAGCUGACAUCGAGAAAGCAAGGAGUGGCGGGCAUACGCCGCUGCUGGCAGCCUGCCGCGAGGGGCAUGCAGAGGUGGCCCAGCUGCUUUGCGAGCAAGGUGCCGACAAGGAACGGGUGGCGCUGCAUGGCUGGACGCCCUUUCUCCUGGCCGCCCGUCAUGGGCACACUAGUGUCACCAAGGCGCGCAUGCGAGCCCUGAACUAG